This is a messenger RNA of Arabidopsis arenosa, 1321 nucleotides long. The record is from the annotation of a GenBank genome assembly. Lineage: Eukaryota; Viridiplantae; Streptophyta; Magnoliopsida; Brassicales; Brassicaceae.
CAUCAUCAUCAUCAUCAUCAAUUUCUCUCUUUAUCCAAUUUUCUUCUUCGAAUCGAUUCUUCAACCAUGUCUUGCUUCACCUCCAAAUUCGCCGAUGAGCUGAUUGCUAACGCUGCCUACAUCGGCACACCUGGGAAAGGUAUCCUUGCGGCAGAUGAAUCAACUGGUACUAUUGGAAAACGUCUUGCUAGCAUCAACGUCGAGAACGUUGAAUCGAAUAGACGUGCUCUUCGUGAGCUUCUCUUCACUACUCCUGGAGCUCUUCCUUGUCUCAGUGGUGUUAUCCUCUUUGAAGAGACUCUCUACCAGAAGAGCUCUAAUGGUACGCCUUUUGUGGAUAUGUUGAAGAGUGCAGGAGUCUUGCCUGGUAUUAAGGUUGAUAAGGGUACUGUUGAGCUUGCUGGAACCAAUGGUGAGACGACUACUCAAGGUCUUGAUGGUCUUGGUGACCGUUGCAAGAAGUACUACGAGGCUGGUGCUCGUUUCGCUAAGUGGCGUGCGGUUCUUAAGAUUGGUCAGAAUGAGCCCUCUGAGUUGGCUAUCCAUGAGAACGCUUAUGGAUUGGCUAGGUACGCUGUCAUUUGUCAGGAGAAUGGUCUUGUGCCGAUUGUGGAGCCUGAGAUUCUUGUUGAUGGUUCUCAUGACAUUCACAAGUGUGCGGCGGUGACAGAGCGUGUUCUUGCAGCUUGCUACAAGGCCCUGAGUGAUCACCAUGUCUUGCUAGAAGGAACACUCUUGAAACCAAACAUGGUUACUCCAGGAUCAGAGAGUGCCAAGGUUGCUCCAGAGGUGAUUGCAGAGCACACUGUCCGUGCUCUUCAGAGGACUGUGCCAGCUGCUGUUCCAGCCAUAGUGUUCUUGUCUGGUGGACAGAGCGAGGAAGAGGCGACAAGAAACCUUAACGCAAUGAACCAGUUGAAGACAAAGAAGCCUUGGUCUCUGUCUUUUUCGUUUGGAAGGGCGUUGCAACAGAGCACUUUGAAGACUUGGGGAGGAAAAGAGGAGAAUGUGAAGAAGGCUCAAGAAGCGUUCUUGGUUAGAUGCAAGGCUAACUCUGAGGCCACACUUGGUAUCUACAAAGGUGAUUCUAAGCUCGGUGAAGGUGCAGCAGAGAGCCUCCACGUUAAGGAUUACAAGUACUGAUAAAAGAGGCUAUGGAUCGUAGUUUUUAUAUCAUCGUUUGCGUUCUUGCUUUCACUUUCUCUGUUUUUGUUUGGUGGUUUGCUUAGUAGAGUGCUACAAAAGAACCCCGUUUAAGCUUUUUUUAGGAGACGUAUGUGUUCCUAAGAAACCUUUUUAAGAAUGAAUAUUAAGCUUGUUC